GGACGUGCCAUUACUUUUUCUCAGUGGGCGCCUUCUAAAAACAACCAAACAGGUUGAAAAUGGUUCUGAUAUUUCAGUAUUGCUAAAGGAAAAAGCAUCCAUAAGGUUCUGAAAAUAUUUACCUGGGAAUUGCUUUCAAAUAGCUUGGUCUCUAAGUGUAAAGUUGACUUUAGCGGAAAAGCAGACAUUCUUCAAACUGAAACGACAGUGAAUACUCCAAAGUAAAAAUGUCCAGUGAAGACUGCGCCACGCAAACCAACGAUUCCUUGAGCGAAGAUCCCCGUUGUGCGGACAACAGUCAGGAUGAAGUUUCUGUUUCUCCAGUGGAAAAAGUGGCUGUCUUUUCCGUGAUAUAUGGAAUCAUAUUUUUAGUAGCCGUUGUAGGUAAUGGAUUUGUUUGCAUCGUAAUCACCAGGAGGAAAGACAUGCGCACUUUGACCAAUCUGUUCCUCCUCAACAUGUCCAUCUCAGACUUGCUGUCAGCUUUGUUCGCCAUUCCAUCGCUGAUGUCUGACCAGAUCUCGCCUAACGAAUGGCCUCUUGGAGGAUUCAUGUGCCGAGCAGUGAGAGUGAUUUCUUCAAUAUCUGUGUCGGUGUCCGUUUACACGAUGAUGGUACUGGCAGUGGAAAGAUAUCAAGCCAUCGUGAAUCCCUUCACGGUCCGUGCCUCACGAAAAAAAGUCAGACGAACUGUGAUUUUAGUGGUUCUAACUUGGCUGGUGUCCUGUGCCAUUGCUUCUCCCCAGGCUUUUGUGGUCACGAUCCAAAACAAACGGUGCGUCGAAGACUGGACGGGCAAAGGCGGGAUAUUAGGGAACCGAAUAUACACAGUGGUGGCUUUCAUUCUUUUGUUUGUCCUCCCUAUUUUGGUGAUUGGCUCAAGUUACAUCAUGAUCAUACGAACACUAUGGCAACCGGAGCCGUCCUUAAGCGACGACGCCACGACCGCAUGCAGCGUUCGUGGUUUGUCUUCAACGAAUAACCAACCAUCGUACAAUGCAAACCGCGCUUACGCAAUUCGCAGAGCAAAAAAGAAGCGCAAGACGACGUAUAUGCUUCUAACAGUGAUCGCCACGUUCUUGACAUGCAUGUUACCUUUUCAAGUAACUAUACUGCUCCAAGCGUUCGUGGAACUCCCCUUUCAGACGGUUGGCUUCAGUGUGUUCGUGAACUUCUACUCAGUGCUCGCUCUGUGCUCCAUGGCGUGUAAUCCUUUCAUCUACAGCUUCUUCAGUGACAAGUUUCGCAAGGCUUUCGUGGAUGUGUUCAGGUGCCGAUGUGAGGAAGAUGGCCAACAAGCGCCUACUACUUCCGUCAUGUUGGUCAGCUCAACGAUGCUGCAAACGGGAUAAUUCGAACAGCUUUCGUUCUGCUCAGGAGAGUGACACUACAAUUCCACCACUAAAUUUUCAAAGACGGAACUAACUUCAGUGGAGAGCACUGCAUUAUUAAAUUGACAUGAAGACUUAGCUAUAUCAAGGGUAGACUGAACUUUUCAUUAGGGGAGGGGAAGGUAAGUCCUUCUCAAGGGUUUCUCUACCAUUAUGGAGCAUGUAGGAUUGUUUUAUUGAUUCUAAAUAGAUAGUGUUACUUUUCCUCGACAAAAAGGGGGAGCAUAUGGCAACGUGGGAGUCCACUUUCUUUGGUCUUAGAAAUUUGGUCAAUUCAUUAAAGAAAUUUCCUGAUGUUAAACCAAGAAAGUGGUAUCCGGGUUUCUCCACAAUGCCAGUGCCCCGCGUAACGCCCUGAUUUCCGAGUGUAUAUCAAACGUUUCUUGAUGAUUGACUUAAACUGAUUGGAAAAUUUUCAUGAAGGUUUCCGUUACUUACUGAGAAAGAUAAAACAAAACAACGCCUUGGUAAAUCUUGUUAUCCUGAGAGAUCGAAUUUGAGCCUCGCAGUUGAAUCAAGAUUUUAAGUUUCAUUCGGUAUAAGAUGCUGAUGGGAAAUGAUUUUAUAGCAUAUGACUCCCUUUGAUUCUAUGCAUGUUUUUCAAAUAUUUCUCCCAUAAGGCACUCCUUUCCAUAAUUCGUUUUUAGCCUAUACUCUUUUCUAUUUAUCUCAUCAAGACGCGUCUUACUCUGAUU
Messenger RNA from Pocillopora damicornis (cauliflower coral), 2086 nucleotides. RefSeq names its product QRFP-like peptide receptor. Gene Ontology annotation, biological process: G protein-coupled receptor signaling pathway. NCBI's taxonomy places the organism in Eukaryota, Metazoa, Cnidaria, Anthozoa, Scleractinia, Pocilloporidae. Gene Ontology annotation, molecular function: neuropeptide Y receptor activity. Gene Ontology annotation, cellular component: plasma membrane. The record is from RefSeq and is a predicted model, not a curated record.